Molecule: messenger RNA, 1305 nt
Organism: Syngnathus typhle (broad-nosed pipefish)
Lineage: Eukaryota; Metazoa; Chordata; Actinopteri; Syngnathiformes; Syngnathidae
Gene: rcl1
Product: RNA terminal phosphate cyclase-like 1
Exons: 10
Coding region: 23-1288 (421 amino acids)
Biological process (GO): endonucleolytic cleavage of tricistronic rRNA transcript (SSU-rRNA, 5.8S rRNA, LSU-rRNA); ribosome biogenesis
Cellular component (GO): nucleolus
Molecular function (GO): RNA endonuclease activity
Source: RefSeq, a predicted model, not a curated record
UUGUACGUGCUUCACAAUAAAAAUGAGAACGAUCGUUUCGUUAUGGAAAUUGUUAAUUAGGCGAUUAGCCCCUCGCCUUCUGCGUCUUCCUGGAAACACACGUGGAUUUCCACUGACUCGAGCCAAGCAAGAGAAGCGAGCCAGCCACAACAACAACACCACCGUCAUCAUGGCAAGCCACGGGCUCUCCUACGACGGCUGUAACUUCUUCAGGCAGCGCCUCGUUUUGGCCACACUGAGUGGGAAAAGGGUUAAAAUCCGGAAUAUAAGGUCCAAAGACGACAACCCGGGGCUCCGUGAUUUUGAAGCCAGCUUCAUCAGACUUCUGGACAAAGUGACCAAUGGCUCCAUAAUAGAAAUAAAUCAAACAGGCACCGUGUUAUUCUACCAGCCUGGCUUACUUUACGGGGGAUCUAUAGAACACGACUGUAAUUUGCAACGGUCCAUUGGGUACUACCUGGAGGCUCUGCUCAUGCUGGCUCCCUUCAUGAAGACCCCAUUGAAGGCCACCUUGCUUGGCGUCACCAAUAACCCCACGGACCCAACAGUUGAUCGGCUGAAGUGUAGUGCUCUUCCUCUGAUGAAGAAGUUUGGCAUUGAGGGCGAAGGGUUUGACCUAAAGGUGGUCAAAAGGGGAAUGGCACCCGGUGGAGGCGGUGAGGUUGUCUUCACGUGUCCCGUCCGAAAGACCGUCAGGCCUCUGCAGCUUACUGACUCCGGAAAGAUUAAGAGAAUCCGAGGAGUAGCAUAUUCAGUGAGAGUUUCCCCUCAAAUGGGCAACAGGAUUGUGGAGUCGGCGCGGGGCGUCCUAAACCAGUUCAUUCCAGAUAUCUACAUCUAUACGGACCAUAUGAAGGGAGUCAGCUCUGGCAAGUCACCAGGUUUUGGGCUGACUCUAGUGGCAGAGACUCUCGAAGGCUGUUUUCUCAGUGCUGAGAUGUGUUCCACGCCACAGGGUCAAGGAGAACCCGUUUUGCCCGAGGACCUCGGCCGUAACUGCGCCAAGCUGCUGCUGGAAGAAGUAUAUCGGGGCGGCUGUGUGGAUUCAUCCAAUCAGAGCCUGGCGUUGCUCCUGAUGACCCUUGGCCAACAGGACGUGUCAAAGCUUUUGCUCGGACCCCUUUCGCCGUACACGAUGGAGUUUCUAAGACACAUUCGAGAUUUUUUCCAGAUCAUGUUCAAAAUUGAACUUCGCAAGCCUCUAGAGGACGAACGCAAAGGGGGAGAUAAAGUUCUGAUGACGUGCGUCGGAGUCGGUUAUAGCAAUUUGAGUAAAACCUUGAAAUAAAACUUUUUGUGCAUAAA